This is a messenger RNA of Didymodactylos carnosus, 599 nucleotides long. The record is from the annotation of a GenBank genome assembly. Lineage: Eukaryota; Metazoa; Rotifera; Eurotatoria; Philodinida; Philodinidae.
AUGUGCAAGUACUUGGUUCAAGUACAUGUGCAAGUACUUGGUUCAAGUACAUUCACUAGAAAAGAAAAAAUAAUAACAACAAAUAAUAAUAACGGUGAGAAUAAUAAUAGUAUUAAACGUUUUUUGUCAUCGUCAAAACUCCUAAAAGAAAAGAAAAAAGAACGUGUACACUAUCCAGUAUCUCCAGAAGAAAAUCAACAAAUUUUUAUGUAUGAAAAACAACAGAAGAAGAAUAAAAUUAGUUUAAUUAAAAAUAAACAGGAAGAAGAACAAGAUCAUUUAUUAAUAACAAGUCCGGAAAUGGACACAAUUAUCUAUGUGGAUGAAGAAAUAGCAAAUGGCCUAAAUCAUGAUAAAAGUUUAACAGUUCUUGAAGAGUUUGACAUUGGUAUGUCUCUCAACUGUUUACCUUAUCCCAAACAGAUACGUAAAGGUUACUCUUAAAAAAGUUAAUUAUUUCAAAACUCAUAUAUUUUAAGAUGCACCCAGGGCAGCCUUGCAGUGAAAUUUAUUUUUCGACACUUCAUACACCAUUCGAUAGAGAAUUUCGCGGUGAUCACGAAUAUCACUUCCAAGGCUCUCAGAACCCUUUCCUCACU